Vigna radiata var. radiata (mung bean) is the source of this 2592-nucleotide messenger RNA. Its product is annotated as probable beta-D-xylosidase 7. Gene Ontology annotation, molecular function: xylan 1,4-beta-xylosidase activity; alpha-L-arabinofuranosidase activity. The coding region runs from base 63 to 2393 and encodes 776 amino acids. NCBI's taxonomy places the organism in Eukaryota, Viridiplantae, Streptophyta, Magnoliopsida, Fabales, Fabaceae. Gene Ontology annotation, biological process: arabinan catabolic process; xylan catabolic process. The transcript is spliced from 6 exons. Gene Ontology annotation, cellular component: plant-type cell wall. The record is from RefSeq and is a predicted model, not a curated record.
ACUCCAACUUUAAUACCCUUUCACACUCUGUUUUACCAACAACCAACACACUUGGCAACCUCAUGGCUCUCCCUCCCUCUUCAGUUCCCACUACAUUCUUCAUCAUCUCUCUCCUUCUAACUCUCCUCCUCGCCGAGUCAACUCAGCCUCCUCAUUCCUGCGACUCCUCCUCCAACUCACCCUACUAUGCAUUCUGCAACACCAAGCUUCCCAUCCCCCAGAGAGCAAAAGACCUGGUCUCGAGACUCACCCUCGACGAGAAACUCGCCCAACUCGUUAACUCAGCACCCGCGAUUCCCCGACUCGGCAUCCCCAAAUACCAGUGGUGGAGCGAAGCCUUGCACGGCGUCGCCGACGCAGGCCUCGGCAUCCGAUUCAAUGGCACUAUCAAAUCCGCCACCAGCUUCCCUCAAGUCAUUCUCACUGCGGCUUCCUUCGAUCAAAACCUCUGGUACAAUAUCAGCAAGGCGAUUGGCCGGGAAGCGAGGGCGGUGUACAAUGCGGGGCAAGCGUUAGGAAUGACGUUUUGGGCUCCGAACAUUAACGUUUUCAGGGAUCCACGGUGGGGGAGGGGACAAGAGACGGUGGGAGAAGACCCAUUAAUGAAUGCAAGGUAUAGUGUGGCUUACGUGAGAGGGCUUCAAGGGGAUUCCUUUGAAGGAGGGAAACUUGGGGAGAGCCUUCAAGCUUCCGCGUGUUGCAAGCACUUCACAGCCUAUGAUAUUGACCAAUGGAAGGGCCUCGAUCGCUUUGUCUUCGAUGCUCGUGUCUCAAAGCAAGAUUUGGCAGACACAUACCAACCUCCAUUCCAGAGUUGCAUUCAGCAAGGUCGAGCCAGUGGUAUAAUGUGUGCUUACAACCGUGUCAAUGGGGUUCCAAACUGUGCAGAUUUUAAUCUCUUAACCAAAACUGCAAGGCAACAAUGGAAAUUUGAUGGAUAUAUUACGUCAGAUUGUGGAGCAGUCUCUAUCAUACACGACAAACAAGGUUACGCAAAAACAGCAGAAGAUGCUAUAGCCGAUGUCUUUAGGGCAGGGAUGGAUGUGGAAUGUGGUGAUUACAUAACUAAGCAUGCAAAAUCAGCGGUUUCGCAGAAAAAGUUGUCCAUAUCUCAAAUAGACCGCGCUCUUCAGAACCUAUUCUCAAUAAGAAUGAGGCUAGGCCUAUUUGAUGGGAACCCCACUAAACUUCCCUAUGGCACCAUUGGUCCCAACGAAGUGUGUUCCAAAGAACACCUCCAACUGGCUCUUGAAGCAGCAAGAGAUGGCAUAGUCCUUCUGAAGAACACUGACUCAUUUCUCCCACUUCCAAAAGCAAGCCAUAGUGUUGCUGUGAUUGGCCCAAAUGCCAAUGCCUCGUCACUAGUUUCCCUAGGAAACUAUUAUGGUCGUCCUUGCAAAUUGGUGACCCUUUUGCAAGGCUUUGAAGGCUACUCUAAGGACACCACUUACCACCCUGGGUGUGAUGAUGGCCCACAAUGUGCCUCUGCACGGAUAGAAGAGGCAGUGGAGGUUGCGAAAAAGGUAGAUUAUGUGGUGCUUGUUAUGGGGUUGGAUCAAAGUCAAGAGAGGGAGUCACAUGACAGAGAAUAUCUAGGUUUGCCAGGGAAGCAAGAAGAGUUGAUCAAGAGUGUGGCCAAAGCUUCUAAGAGGCCAGUUGUUUUGGUGCUGUUGUGUGGAGGGCCAGUGGAUAUCACUUCAGCCAAGUUUGAUAACAAAGUUGGAGGAAUCUUGUGGGCAGGGUACCCUGGGGAACUUGGAGGAGUGGCCCUGGCUCAGGUUAUCUUUGGUGACCAUAACCCAGGUGGUAAACUACCAAUUACUUGGUACCCUAAGGAUUUCAUCAGAAUACCAAUGACAGAUAUGAGGAUGAGAGCUGAUUCAGCCUCAGGUUACCCAGGGAGAACCUACAGAUUUUACACUGGUCCAAAGGUCUAUGAAUUCGGCUAUGGCCUAAGCUACACAAAAUAUUCCUACAAUCUCCUCUCUCUCUCACAAAACACCCUCCACAUCAACCAAUCCUCUACCCAUUUGAUGACUGAGAAUUCUGAAACCAUCCGUUACAAACUGGUUGUAGACUUGGGAGAACAAACAUGCCAAUCCAUGUCAUUGUCAAUCACUUUGGGGGUCACAAAUCAUGGUAACAUGGCAGGGAAGCAUCCCGUGUUGUUGUUUUCGAAGAAGGGACAAGUGAGAAACGGGAAUCCGGUGAAACAAUUGGUGGGUUUUCAAAGUGUGAAGUUAAAUGCAGGGGAAACUGCUCAAGUGGGAUUUGAGCUAAGCCCUUGUGAGCAUCUUAGCGUGGCAAACGAGGCUGGUUCAUUGGUGAUUGAAGAAGGCUCUUAUUUGUUGCUUGUGGGGGACCAAGAGUACCCAUUAAAAGUCACAGUUUGAUGCAACCAUUGCAGUAUUCAGCCAAGUAACGCCUUAAACCCAUAAAUAACCAAUUUGCAACAGUGUUACACCGAGUAGCUUUUAGAGUGAACCGUUCACAGAUUGUAUACCUUUAUCAACAUUUGAAUAAUGAUGGGGAGACUUCAAAAAAGUGUUGAGAAGUUUUCUUAUGAAUUAGUAUAUCUCUAGUUAUUUAGCA